Gaeumannomyces tritici R3-111a-1 is the source of this 273-nucleotide messenger RNA. RefSeq lists its product as hypothetical. The record is from RefSeq and is a predicted model, not a curated record. The coding region runs from base 1 to 273 and encodes 90 amino acids. The transcript has 2 exons. NCBI's taxonomy places the organism in Eukaryota, Fungi, Ascomycota, Sordariomycetes, Magnaporthales, Magnaporthaceae.
AUGGUGUGUGUGAGGAGGAGGAUGGGUCCAUCCAAGUCUGCAGCCGGCAAGGCGCACAAACGCGGCACGGCCCAGUUCGAAGCCCGUGAUAACGCCCUAGCGCGGCAUGAGUCGCCACCUGCAAGCUGCGUGGUGACACAUGCCCGCAUAGCCGCGGUCCGUAUUGAGAGGCGGCAGAGCAGCGAGGAUGGAUGGGUGGUAUCCAGGCAGACGAAAACCCACACGCCCCCUCCUCCCUUCUCCUCCUCGAGCGCGCUUAUCAGGUGGCGGUGA